Molecule: messenger RNA, 405 nt
Organism: Myotis daubentonii (Daubenton's bat)
Lineage: Eukaryota; Metazoa; Chordata; Mammalia; Chiroptera; Vespertilionidae
Product: transmembrane protein 254-like
Exons: 1
Coding region: 16-405 (129 amino acids)
Source: RefSeq, a predicted model, not a curated record
UCUGCAUCUUUCAAGAUGGUGGUGGCGAACUCAGAGGGCAGCAGGCCUGCCACCGCCUACUUUUGCACAGCCAGACCCUUGCCCUCACUGGUCACAGCCCUCGUGCUGGGAUAUUUCACGUGGGUUGUCUUUUGCCCUCAGAGUAUUCCUUAUCAUAGUCUUGGUCUCCUGGGCCCCUUCACUCAGUACUUGGUGGACCAUCAUCACAUCCUUCUGAGCAAUGGGUAUUGGCUUGCCUGGCUGAUUCACGUGGGAGAGUCCUUGUAUGUCAUGGUUUUGUGCAAGUCUAAAGGCAUCAUGAAUGUUCGGGCUCAACUACUGUGGUUCUUACAGACUUUCCUCUUUGGGAUAGCCUCCCUCUCCAUCUUGGUUGCUUACAUACCAAAAUACCAAAAACAAACUUAA